CUAGCUCUCUCACAAACUGGACCGAUCAGUCCCAUUUCAAAUUGUAAAAUGAAAUUUCGGUUAUGAAAAUUCUCGACAAAAUUUAAACCAUAAAAGUGCAAAAAUGUCACAGUAUGGAUUUGUUGCUAUUCAUCUUGGAGCAGGCUGCCAUAGUUCAAAAUCUGAAGCUAUUUACAAAAAACUUUGCAAAAUAUCGUGUGAAAAGGGAGCAGCUUUAUUGCAAGAAGGAAAAUCUGCACUAGAUGUUGCGUGUGAAUUGGUUUGCAUAUUAGAAGAUUCACCACUAACUAAUGCAGGAUACGGCUCCAAUCUCACUGAGAGUGGUGAAGUUGAAUGUGAUGCAGGAAUCAUGUUGUCUUUAAAACAUCAAAGAAACACACGAUUUGGAGCAGUCUCAUCACUUAAAAGUAUUAAAAAUCCUAUAAUGGUAGCCAAAGAAAUCAUUUUAUACCAGAAUGAACCAAGACUUCUUGGUAGAACACCUCCACUUGUUCUAGUAGGAGAAGGAGCAUCUGAUUUUGCUAAAAACCGAGGUUUGAAUCUUGUUCACAAUAGCACUCUUAUAUCUGACAAAGCCAUGAGAAAGUAUAAGAAAUAUAAAGAACGGCUGGAAGUAUCCAGAAAAGCUUUAUCAAGUGGGCUAAAGAUCACAGUGCAGCCAAACCCAAGUCAAGAUACAGUAGGAGUAAUUUGCAUAGAUACGAAUGGUGACAUUGCAAGUGCAUCGAGUUCGGGAGGAAUUGCCAUGAAGCUUCCCGGCCGAGUUGGACAGGUGCCAGUUUACGGCUGUGGUUGUUGGGCGCAGCAUUCCAGCUCCGGUGGUGUUGCUGUGUCAACUUCUGGUUGUGGCGAGCAACUCAUCCAAACAACCUUGGCCAAGAAGCUUGGUCAAACCAUAUUAGAGCGAGGAGAUCCGGCUUUCCACUUGAAAGAGCUCAUGUGUGACGAGUUCAUCCAUUCAGAAAUGCUGUCUGAUGACGUCUAUGACCGGAUGGGUGGUGUUCUAGUGGCGUAUUAUAGCGAAGAUUCGAUAGAUUUCAACAUGGCCUUCACAACUGAUUCGAUGGUCGUCGGUUUCAUGAGCACUAACCAUGAAAAGGCUAUUGUUCGGGUGUCUCGAAACACGUCGCUUGCGACACCGACAAAUGCAAAUAACUCAUCACAUUCCAGUAGGUUGACUAUGGAAGGCUUUAUUGUGAAACUAAUAAAUUAAGGAGAACAACAAG
Molecule: messenger RNA, 1226 nt
Organism: Daphnia pulicaria
Lineage: Eukaryota; Metazoa; Arthropoda; Branchiopoda; Diplostraca; Daphniidae
Gene: Tasp1
Product: threonine aspartase 1-like
Exons: 5
Coding region: 104-1213 (369 amino acids)
Biological process (GO): protein maturation
Molecular function (GO): threonine-type endopeptidase activity
Source: RefSeq, a predicted model, not a curated record